Molecule: messenger RNA, 933 nt
Organism: Teleopsis dalmanni
Lineage: Eukaryota; Metazoa; Arthropoda; Insecta; Diptera; Diopsidae
Exons: 4
Coding region: 1-933 (310 amino acids)
Source: RefSeq, a predicted model, not a curated record
AUGUGCGUAUAUAAAAAUCUUGGAUUAUUCUUUUUGAUAACAGUUUUGGUUCAUGAUUCGUAUACUUUUGCGGAAAAUUCGGUAGUUCCAAAAAUUGAAAAUGUGACUGAAAACGCGAGUGCGCAAGUUGAACAGGUUGAAGCACGUGCGCAUGAUUCAAUGUCGCAAAGCGAUGAAUACAUUGUGAAUAAUCAGAGAGAUUGCAUGAAAACUCGAAGUCUGGUGUCAUGUUUAAGAUACAAAACGUCAAAGGUCAUUUGGAAGUUGGCCACCAAUGUUUUGGGCACUUUCCCGAAGGAGUAUAGUCGGGAGUUACGAGAGGAUAAACGUUUCAUACGCGUCAUACAAUUGGGUGAACCUUCAAGUAUACAACUUUUCAGCAAUGUACGCAGUUUGCAAGGCGAUAGUAAAUUGACAAGUUUCAUAAAAUUCUUCAAACGUGCUGCAGAAGUAUUUGGACGGAAUCAUGGCAUACAAUUGGCGCUACCAUCUGAAUUCGGUGCUCAUGUUAAUGAUGCUGAAGUUGAGGGGCGUUUCAAAAAAAGGAAACGUCAAAAAUGGCUAAUCAUAUUACCACUCAUUAUUCUCAUGAAAAUCGCUCAUUUAAAGAUGACAGCAGUGACACUAUUAUUAGGUGUACUCGGAUUGAAUGUACUGAUACUGGGUGCUGUUGGCUGGCUAAUUCACUAUCUUAAAUUUAAAACUUUAUGUAAAAUUCAUCCACAUUUAGUGCAGUCACAUUCUCAUGUCUAUGAUUCUGAUCCUUCUGAGUAUUCCUCAUUCGCUGGCAGUAGCUUUCCUGGUUCCUAUUACAGCUCUUCUGGCUCUAGUCCUCAUGAGGUUGGGUUCGGUAGUUACUCAAAAGAUUGGAGUAACAGGAAGGCUUAUAGCGGCUAUAAUUACUUGGAUACGAUAAGCAAGAAACUUCAAUAG